Messenger RNA from Ilex paraguariensis (yerba mate), 384 nucleotides. The record is from the annotation of a GenBank genome assembly. Lineage: Eukaryota; Viridiplantae; Streptophyta; Magnoliopsida; Aquifoliales; Aquifoliaceae.
AUGCAGUACCAGGACAUAAGAGGAGAUAUGGAUAAGUACUGGCCAGCUCUCAACGCUGGGAUGCAUAAUGAGGACUUCUGGUGGCACGAAUGGACGGGACAUGGUUCCUGUCAAAAGGAGUUCCAACCCCAUGAUUACUAUAAGAAGGCUAUCAAACUAAAGAAUGACAUCAGUCCUCUCAAUAUCCUUCAAGAUGCAAACAUUUUUCCGGGUUCCUCCAAUCCUUACACACAAAAAGCCAUUUUUAAAGCUUUUGAAAAUGUUCUCGGGAUCGGCAAUAAAAUUUGGCUUACAUGCCACAAAAAGAAUGGCCAUUUUCUGCUUAGAGAGGUCGUUGUUGCUCGAAGACUUGAAGGAACUGGUUCACAGUCAUCAUCACAAUAA